AUCUCCUUCAUGCGCAGGCGCAUCUUGCAAACAUUUUUCAAUGGAGGAAUGUCAAUGUAAACUAUCCAAAACAGCAACAAGUUGAAGUCAUAAAAAACAGAUUUAAGCAACGAAGCAAACGCAGUAAUGGAUAGGUCAGGAUAUUCUAAGAAAAAGGUUCCUUCUGAAGAACAAAAAAGAAAUUUACAGAAAGCCGCCAUGCAAGAAGUGUUACCUGGGUACGAGGAUUACCUAGUUUUGUUACAGGAGAGAAACAGACUGCUGAAGAAAAUGAGGAAGAAAAGUAAGAAACAAAUUGAUAACGAAAGAAAAGAACAAGGUUUCUCUAUAUAUGUGAGUGGUGCCAAUGCAGGAAAACAGAAGCAGAGAGUUUCUUCUCAUCAUGAGGAAAGAACUGACUCACCAGAGCCAAUAACAGAGAGACAGAGACUAAAGACUGCUGGGGAUGUGUCUCAGAAAAGAGUUAUUAGUCAUAGAGAUCUAGAAGUAAUAGCUGCAGAGGAGAAAAGAAAGAUGGAGGAGAAAAAGCGUGUAAAAACGGCUCCAGCUCGUGAACGCCGGAGGAACUGGUUAGCAGGAUCAAUCAACAUUAAAACAGAGCGGGGAGAAAAAUGUCGCCUAAAGGCACCAGAGAUAGUGACAGGGAACUAUGAGGAUGAUUUUGAGGACAGUGAGGAAGAGGUGGGUGACAAUAAACACUCAAAGUUUAAUUCAGCUGGUGAAGAUGAUGAUUCUGACAGCGAGAUAGAAAUUGAUGCUUCCAAAUUCACAAAAUCACCAGUAAAAACUUCCCCACCUAAGAAUGUACCCUCCAGGACAGUAAAAUCAGCACCAGCUGCUCAACAGAGAAAACCAAAAGUAGCUAAAAGUAAACCCCCACCACCCAAAUCAGAGUCAGAGUCUGAAGAAGAGAAUGAAAAACUGAUGCUGAGUAUAGCAGAUGUCAAGAAACUUCGACAGAGCCUGGCAAUGAACAGAAGCAUUCGUGAAAGUUUGGCCAAGGAAGUUAGCAGUGAUCUAUCUGAUGAAGAAGAAGUUCCUGAAUGCCUAGAUUAUAGUGGCUCUUCACAGGAUGAGGGGGAGUCGGAGCGGGCCUCCCCGAUCCCUGAGGAGGAUAUUGAGGAGGACCUGGUCCCAGCUAUGGACAGUGUGUGUUUAGAAGACAAACAGAAAUGUAAACCCUCUCCAUUUAAACCCACAGACACAAUUGUGUUAGAGCUAGAGGUCCCUCCCACCAAGAAUAAAGUCCAGAAGAAUUUAUCAGCUGCAAGGAAAAAAGACCUGGAUGAAGAUUUAAGUGAAUACAAAUCAAAAAGGAAAGAGCCUCCAAAACCCACAGCACCUUCUCAAACAAACCAAAAGAAGCCUUCCACCCGUCCCUUGUCAGCAAGUCGUAUCAGCACUAGGACAGUGACAGACUCACAAGAAGAGGCCUCCGCAGUGUUAGAGGCCAUGAGGGCCGAAAAUGAGCAGGCCUCAAAACUCAAGAAAGAGACACCUAGAAAGCUACCACCAACUCCUAAACAGAGGCUCCGUCCUGCCAGUGCUGGUCACAUUCCGUCCUCUCCACUUCCCUCUGCGGAUAUUCCGCCUUCUCCACGCUCCAGAAAUUCUCCACGAACACCCGUCAAGGAAAGCCACCAGUCCACAGACGUAGGAAACAGUGUCAAUGUACAGGACAGCUUCCUAGCCAAUGACAGAAUCUCAGAAGUCAUGAAAAAAGUUCUCCUCAUGCAACCAAAGCAGCAGAAAAGGUUGAUGAAGGUCCUCAGUAAGAUUGACACCUCUGUAGAUGAAGAGGAGGAAAAGUCAAACCGACCUCCAUCAUCUAAACCAGUCAAGGCCACACGUCCAGUUAACGACAUGGUCAACAAAAAUACAAAGAGGUCGGUUGGGAAGUUUUCACCAAAUGAAGACAGUAUAGAAGUGAAUCUUGAAUUGACCUCAAAUUGGGGUCACAAGAAUCUGAUUGGUCUGACAGAAAUCCAGUUCUAUGACAUGGACAGACAACUCCUUCCUGUCCGUAAGGAGGAAGUCACAGUUCACGGAGCCUCGCAACAACAGAACUCCAUUGAUGUCUUGUUCAAUGGAAAAUCCAAGACAAACAAGGAGAGAAAUAUGUGGUGCUGUAAAUUUAGGAAAUCUGUUCCUGUAGAGAUCUGUUUAAGCCUUCAAACAAAGAAACCCCAUACAGAGGUGUCUAGAAUUAAAAUCUGGAACCACAACAAGAGUAUCACGGAUUUGGAUAUUGGUGUGAAACAUGCCCGGAUAUUUGUUGGUGGAGUUCUAGUUUUUGAUGGCAAUAUUGAGAAGGGUUGUGGAAACCAGGUUUUUGAUUAUGGCUAUGUGAUAUCACUGAGAGACAAUGGUGAUAAAAUCUCGCCUCGUGACCCGGGAAACAGCCCUAGCCCUAUCAGUCUUUCUCCCGUGAUCCACACCCGAUCUCCGACCUCCGACAAAGCCUCCUCACAGAGGAGGUCACAAACAACCCCCACCCCCUCCCCCUCAGCAGACAGUGCUCAAAGAAAUCCAUUUGAACAAGCUUUCAUUAGGUCUUCCAAGUCAAGUGUGCAGUCCCCUUCUCCAUCCCCCAGGGUGCCUCCGUUGGAUCUCAGACAAAAUGGACCCUCCCCAUCCUCCGGGGAUCGCCCAGUGAUUCGCAGUGAGACACGUACCAUGAAUCAUGCAGAGAGGGAUAUUCAGCGACCUGUGGUGACCUCUGACAGGUCAGGGUCAGAGGCCGAGGAGGGGCACCAUAAAGGUCGUAGAAACUGGUCCCCACCAACUGGUGAACUGUUUGACGAAGAUCCUCGGCAGUUCUGGGUGGACAUAAAUCCCAAAAAGGAAGAUGCAGAGUCCAAAGUGGCAGGAAAACAAAAGGGUGGAGCAAAAACUCCCCGGAAGUCAAAGCGGAUGGCGGCCAAACUUGAUGGGCAUUCCUCCACAGAAGGGGAGAUCACUGCUAACAACGGGUCCAAGGCUGCCAGUGAAAGCGCUGAUGUAAGAAGUCCUAAAGGAAGCGGAAAGAAGUCAGAUGAGCGGCGGGGAUCCACUCAGGACAAGACGCCGGCGGAGGCUGCCAAACCCUCGCAGACCGAGGACGUCAAAAACAACACGUCAGACGAGUCACUGCUACAGAGUCAGGAUGACAUUCCCAUGUUACAGAAACUCAAACAGAUGAACCAAAACACCAAGUGAGUAGUUCUCUGGUUAGAGGACAGCCAAGCAAACCUUACAAGGCGCCCAGUUUGGUUGGAUAUGAUGUUAGAUGGCCGCAAUAAGAACAUUAUGGACCAGAAAAAGAAAAAGGAUGUUCCAAAAUGGUUAAAACAAGAGGAAUCUGCAGGUCCAUUUGAAAAUCCCCCAAGUCGAGGAGGAAGUCGCCAAGAUGUUCCAGCCCCUCUCCCUCUGAAAGAUCACAUGAUUCAACAGGAGGAUGUAGACAUGUUGAUUGACGAGGAACUGGCUAUGUGGCCAGAAAGUGGGAAGCCUGAUUUGAAGACUGUAUUUGAUAUGGACAAGAAACCACCAUCAUCGUCGUCAUCAUCCAAGACAGGAAAAGAAUCCAACAGCGCCACUCCCAUGAAGAAAAUUCAACAGAACCGAGCCAAGUGGAGGGACAAUCAGAAGAAAAACUUGGAGGAGUCCUGGGGCUCACUAAAUAUGUUUGACAGACACCAGAAAGGGAGGAUUUCAAUGGAUUUAGAUGAUGAUGCUCUAGAUGAAUAUCUACAACUGUCCUCUAAGAAAGCCACACCCAAUCAACCGUCAAUCAAAGAGGAGACAGAAGAGGCGGAGCCAGUGACAACCAAUGAGGAGGACUCUGUAGACAACUUUGUGAUUCCUGAGCUGCCUUAUGGAAAGGACUUAGUCAUUAACAUUAAAACCACAUGGGGUGACAAGCAUUAUGUGGGACUGACUGGAAUAGAGCUGUUCUCUAGCACCGGGGAGUCGGUCAAUGUCUCAAAGAUCACAGCCAAGCCUCUGGAUAUCAAUAUUCUGAAGGAUUAUGAAAAAGACCCUCGAGUUGUGACCAACUUAAUUGACGGGGUGAAUCGUACAAGAGACGAUGUCCACAUGUGGUUAGCUCCCUUCAGUCCUAGUGGAGACCACUUCAUCUACCUCACACUGGAAAAACCUUGCCAGAUAGCUCUUAUGAGAAUAUGGAACUACAAUAAAUCUCGUAUUCACUCAUACCGUGGUGCUAAGGAUGUGGAAAUAAAAUUGGACAACAAUGUGAUAUUUAUAGGAGAGAUCGCCCGAGCUUGUGGAGGGAUAGAGGGCGGGACUGAGGCAUUCGGGGAUACUAUCCUGUUCACAACAGAUGAGAACAUUCUGGAGGCGGUGUCUAAGAACGACGAUGCGUACGAGGGUGACAUGUUAGAUGACACGGAACCAGAUGACGUUCCGUUUGAGCGACCAAGUACAGCUGACGCUGGAAGUGACGAGGACCGACCAUUCACUCGAGCUCAGGGAAAUUUGAAGAAAGAAGACGAAGCCUCAAUCCCGUCCCGCCCAGCCACCAGUAUGGUCACAGAGGGGGAUGUCAUUGUGUUCAAAGGAAAAAGUCUCCAACUGAACUUCACAGAUACCUGGGGUGAUCUCCAUUACUUAGGCCUGACAGGACUGGAAGUUCUAGGAAAAGAUGGAGAAGCUUUUCCCGUCUCUCUGGACAUGUUAAAGGCCACUCCUUGUGAUCUCCAUCACCUGCCAGGUCACGAACGGGACGACAGAACACUGGAUAAAGUAAUCAAUGGUAACAAUGUGACAUGUGCUGAUGAGAACAUGUGGUUGAUUCCGUUCAAUGAAGGCCAGAAUCACACACUGACGGUAAACUUCAGUCAUUCGGUAAUGAUGGCGGGGCUGAGAGUGUGGAACUACAACAAAAGUCCUGAGGACACAUACAGAGGUGCUAAAAUUGUCCAUGUGAAGAUUGACGGUAAACAGGUGUCUCCCCCCGAUGGUUACCUCAUUAGAAAGGGACCAGGGUACUGUUACUUUGACUUUGCUCAGGAAAUCGUGUUUGCUGCCCAGCAAAAACCAGCCAUACCUCCCACAUCAGAAACUAAGAUGGAGUCUUCUGUCAGGAGUUCUGUCACAGAUGAUGGUGAAUAUGAGUCAGUACAGAUGCCCUGUGGUUUUAUUUACCAGUUACAUCUGAUUUCCACCUGGGGAGAUCCUUACUAUGUGGGACUGAAUGGGAUUGAGAUGUAUGACGCCAGUCACAACAAACUAGAGUUGACAGAAACAAAUAUAGCAGCCUAUCCAGACAGCGUGAAUGUCCUCUCCAAUGUACAGAAUGAUGUCAGAACACCAGACAAGCUCAUAGACGGAGUAAACAGUACGACUGACGGCAGACACAUGUGGCUAGCUCCUAUCUUACCAACUACAUUAAAUCGUGUGUAUGUGAUAUUUGACCAACCUACAGCAGUGUCUAUGAUAAAGAUCUGGAACUACAGCAAAAAUCCAAACAGAGGAGCCAAGGAUAUAGCUCUGUUGGUUGACGAUCUACUUGUGUACAAUGGGAUGCUACAGCCAGUGAGGUCGGGGGUUAAAGGCAUCGUCCCUAACUGUGACGCCCCUCAGACCUAUCACACCAUACUCUUCACUGACAACAAAGACAUCAUCAGGAAAGAAAAACAUUCCAUCAUCAGUAACCAAGCAGGGGAACAGGACAUACAGCUGACCAAUGACAAGAUUGUGGUGGGUCAGUAUAAUGACCCAAAGAAGGCCCAGCAGGGAAAACCUGUCAACCAAGAGCUGAGACCAAAGACCAGUGUAGUGGCCCACAAGAACAGGAGAUGAUGAACUGAGAAGCAAGACCUGCCCCUCGUGUGUCGAAUUCUGCAUAAUUAAUUUGCCAACAACUCUCAAGAACCCAUUAAAUUUCUGUUAAUUAAGUGCAGAAAGAUUCCAGUAUAUUUCGUGUAGUAUAGAUUGAAUAUUGAAUAUUAUUACAAUUACCAUUACAAGAAUCAGAUAGACACAUACAAUAUAUGGGAAUCUACUUUGUCCAAUUUGAAUUAAUCGAGUAUAAAUCCUAGUCAACCUCAUCUGGCAACAUCUAUUUAUGAAGCAUAUGGUCAUAUUUACUGAUAAAUAACUAAGAUUACAAUGACUAGUAACUGCUCACAUUCCAUAUAAACUUGUAUAUAUUGUACCGUAUGCUACUGAAGGAUGCAGUUGACAGAUUAGUGCUUUGAAAUAUGUCACGUUAAAAAGAGACCAUGGUGGUAAAGAAUUUACCAAGCAGGUGCAAAAACAAGUCUUGUUUGUUUUUAAAUUAUUUAAAAUGCACCUUUUUGGCAAAAAAUCAUGUGUUCUUACAUCUUUUUAGUUACUUUUUGUAACAGUGGUGCUGAUAACCUCAUUUCUUCAUUGUGUUGAAAGUUCAGUUGUAGACAAUUUAUCAAGUUUUUUUUUUUCACAAUUCCUUUCAUAUAUGUGAAUGAAUUUUGUGCUGUUAUUAUAAUCUGGGAUGAAAUAUUUCCAGAUUUCACAUCGUUUCCAAGACUGUUUCACUUUAUGUUGCAUUCUUUUCUUUGCUAGACCUAUUGUAGACUACCUUAGAAUCUUUUGAAAAAGAAAUGGACUUAACUGAUACUUAUAAAUCUUUUUU
Messenger RNA from Saccostrea cuccullata (small rock oyster), 6619 nucleotides. Its product is annotated as katanin-interacting protein-like. The transcript has 40 exons. The record is from RefSeq and is a predicted model, not a curated record. Lineage: Eukaryota; Metazoa; Mollusca; Bivalvia; Ostreida; Ostreidae.